AGGCGACAGAGGUACACGGUCGCUAGUGUGAUGAUGGCACCUUCUGGGUCGAAGAGGGCGGGCUUGAUGAUUUAUGCAUUCGGAACGCUAUUUCAAGAAAAAAAUAGUACAGGGAUGUAUAGUGCCAUUCGUGAGUCAAUAUUACCCAUCUCAUCACAGGAUAUUCCAAGACAAUGAUCCGAAUCACUCUGCCUCAGCCAAAUUCAUGGAAGAGAAAGGUAUCAAUUGGGAACGCACACCACCAGAUACACCAGAGAAGCAGCACAUCCAGGCCACAGCCAACCCUGCCUAGAGCUGAUGAUGGUGGGAAUGCUGGUUCUUCGUCUGUUCCGCGGCCACUAAGGCGCCAAUCACAGGCCAGCGUUACUGUGGCUACAAGGCCACCCAAGAGGCCCCGUGUACAGGCUCCUGCACCAGCAUCACCCCCCCAAAGGCGCAUCUCUGCAGUGGCUUCCGUGCCACCACUGGCACUUUUGGCAAGCCCCCAAAGUGUAGAUCCGCAAUCCCCACAGGUGUCUGAUCCAGCCAUCAUGAGCGACGAUGGCCAGCAGGCCCGUGCCCAGGAGACUUAUACACUACACCUGCAGCCCAUCGACCCAACACAGGCAAACAUGGCUCAGGAUAUUCAACAACAACCGCAAGCUUCUCAAAGUCAACAAAUGAGCUCAACACCAGGGACAAUGCAAACGGAUCCAGAGUUUUGGUCAGGUUGGGCAUCACACCAGGCACACCACUCCGCGUGUCUCACCACCCAAACACAACACCUGUCUAGUCUGCCCCAUCAUUUGCCAAAAGUUAGUCGCAACUCUGCCAGACUCAUCGUGCAGGUGGGGCGGAUAGCAAACACAAUGGAGCAGAUGAGGGCAGACAACUCACAAAUGCAGGCAAACCAUCAGCGCAUCAUGGAUGAGCGACAGCGGCAACACCAAACACUGAUCCAGAUUAUACAGCACAAUCAACUUAUAAAUGACAAUCUGUCUAGAAUCAUUGCCACCAAUACUGCCGCUUAUACACAGCUUACGGCCAGUUUAAAUAUUUUGAGCCAAAAUUUAAGUGCAAUGGGCCAACAACAUGUGACCUCAAGCUCAGGCACAACAACCCCUAGCCAAACACCAGUACAAUCACCAGUUCGACGAUCAAGUCGAAGCCGCACCCACGAGCACCCACAAGCCUCUGCACCCAGCACCCAAAAAAAAAGAAAAUAAUAUGUAGUGCCCAUAAUAUGGUGGGCAGUUCAAAUUAUCACAUAUGUGUUAUGACUACAUUGGUCUGUUGUUUACAAUAAAUUGUGAUUCCAAAA
This is a messenger RNA of Pseudophryne corroboree (corroboree frog), 1300 nucleotides long. RefSeq lists its product as uncharacterized. The transcript is spliced from 5 exons. The record is from RefSeq and is a predicted model, not a curated record. NCBI's taxonomy places the organism in Eukaryota, Metazoa, Chordata, Amphibia, Anura, Myobatrachidae. The coding region runs from base 174 to 1205 and encodes 343 amino acids.